GCUCACGUACUUCUUCUUUGUGAAUCAUACACGAAUGCCGACACUACAGGUGAAAAUUGCUUCUUGCCGUUGAAAUACAGAACGGAACUCACAAAAUCGCAUAAUGGUCUGCGUCUGUUCGUUGCCAGAGGUUUGCUGGAUGAAACUCACAAGAAACAUCUCAUGUAUGGAGUAAAAUACGACUGUGGCUUGGAAGAAGUGGCCAGAAAAAUUGUACAUGGAGAAAACUCUGCUGACCAUUAUGGCGUAAUCCGUUUCUCCAGAGAAAAUCUCGGAAAUAUUUAUGGAUCGAUAAUCGACAGUUUCAUUGAGUUGCUCGAUGAUAAAGAACAGUUGAAGCAGGCAGUUUAUCCACCAUCUACGCGUUUUGGCUGCUAUUCUGAGAUUGAAUCUGGAAAGAAGCUCGUGAAUGCUGUAUGCGUCUACGAUUCAAAGUAUGACUCAAAUUUCCAAGGGAAUGGCCAAGGUCUUUGUAUGAAGGAUGGUGACUGCAUUUAUCACGAAUCAUCGAUUUGUCUGGGAGGCCUUUGCUUCAGUGGCAAAUAAACCGCAAAGAUUGAUAAAUUCUUACAACUUCUUGCCAAGU
Messenger RNA from Cylicocyclus nassatus, 586 nucleotides. NCBI's taxonomy places the organism in Eukaryota, Metazoa, Nematoda, Chromadorea, Rhabditida, Strongylidae. The record is from the annotation of a GenBank genome assembly.